Messenger RNA from Aricia agestis (brown argus), 2466 nucleotides. It is a transcript of the gene ltl, whose product is annotated as protein artichoke-like. Bases 65 to 2017 code for a protein of 650 amino acids. The transcript has 8 exons. The record is from RefSeq and is a predicted model, not a curated record. Lineage: Eukaryota; Metazoa; Arthropoda; Insecta; Lepidoptera; Lycaenidae. Gene Ontology annotation, molecular function: protein binding.
CGGGGUGGGCGCGUGGCGCGGCGUGCGCGCUCAGUAGCGCGAGCAGCCCCGCGCGGCACACACGAUGUACGCGCUCCCGCUCGUCGCCGCACUGCUAGGCGCGCUGGCCGGCCAGCCCGGCGCCGGAGCCACCCUGCACUGUGCCAUGAGACGAGAGAUAUCCCCCUGCACCUGCACCCAGAACGACCCCCACACCGGCACCAUCAUCGUCCACUGCAACAAGAUCAACACCUUCGAGGACAUCACCCGAGCCCUCACCAACAAGUUCAGCCCCGAGACCAAGAUCGACCUCCGCGUCUCCUACUCUCAGCUGCCCGACUUCGAGGACCACAGCUUCCGCGAGCUCGGCCUCUCCAUCACCAAACUCUGGAUGACUCACGACUUACUAAGUGACCUGAAAGAAAGCGUCUUCCUGAAACUGGACCUCAUCAACUUCCUCUGUCUAUCGGAGAAUCUGCUGCCGGAAAUGCCGAGACACAUACUACGACAUAUACCUCAUGUGCACACUCUUGAUCUAAGCAAGAACAAGAUAACCACACUCACAAAGGAGGAUUUCAAGGACAUACAGGAGGUAGAUUAUAUCGUGCUCGUCGGUAACGAGAUAUCAAGGAUAGACACUGACGCCUUGCCGAAGGCUCUGAGACGCAUCAGUUUGGCCGGAAACCACCUGGUGACGCUCAACGGAACCCUGAGAGACAUGGAGCAUAUGGAGUGGAUGCUGAUCAACAACAACACCAUACAAAGCCUUGACAACGAAUUGCCUAUUAAAAGCAAGAGAAUCGAAUACAUUCAUGCACCGUAUAACGAGCUCCAGAAACUUCCUCAAGAUCUAAGACUGAUGCCGUCUUUAAGAUCCCUCUAUUUCUACGCGAACAAAAUACAAGCAAUAGAGGGAGCCAUACAAAAGUCAUCGAAUUUGAUCAGACUGACUUUGGCGGACAAUCUUAUUAAAACUCUUGCAGAGGAUGAGUUUGAGGAAGCACAUUCACUCGAGCAUCUCGAUAUAGCGAACAAUCAGCUGGUAUCGCUGAACGGAUCUCUCCGAAGUCUCGUCUCUCUUCGGUAUUUGAACCUUACUGGUAAUCACCUGCCAGAGUUCUCGCUGCAGGAGAUAAAGGGGCUGACGAAACUAUCGCUCAUCGAUCUCUCCUAUAACAAAAUUACACAAAUCACGGGCAAUUUGCAGGAGGAUUUUUACAACGACACAAAAGUAUUAGAACUGAGGUUGGACCAUAACUACAUUCACACUCUGGGCAGCGUGCUUAAGGGGCUGCACGGGCUCAUGAGGCUGAACCUCAGCAACAACCAGCUGCAGCAGGUCUCCUCCGACGACCUGAUCGGCCUGGACAGGCUCGAGUUACUAGACGUCUCCUAUAACCAUAUCACGUCAUUCCUAACUUCGAAGAGAUGCCUGCCGUCUUUGGAGGAGCUGAUUGCGCAUCAUAAUAACGUGACAAUUCUGGACAAAAAUCUCCACGGUCUGCCAUCUUUGUGCACAGCAGAUUUCUCGUACAAUAACAUCAAGUCCGUCAACCAAAUGGUGGUCUCGAAGUCCAGUUGCACGAUCAACCGUGUUCCCAGCACGCUAAAGAUAUAUCUGCAAGAUAACCCUGUGCUAUGCGACGAUCGUUUUUUCGACCUCAAAGCCACGCUGGAGAGAAUGAACACGCGCGUGAUCGGCACAUCGAAGUGUAGUCGGCCUCCGACGUCGUUCCGGACUCUGAACGACAUCGAACCCGACACGCCCGUCAUAGUCGUCGCGCAGAUGGAGAAGCGGGUUCAGAUGAUUGACGGCAGGGAGGUGCAGCCGCCGCAGUUCUCGUACCGCCGGCUGGGCACGAUAAUCGGCCACGUGCUGCCGGAGCGCGAGGGCGGGCUGCCCGUGCUAGUGGAGCCGCCCGUCACGCUGCCCUCGGAGAACUCCAACGUGGUGGUGAAGUGGCCGGACGAGAGGAGAGAUCUCCAGACCCUGUCGGAGCACCUCCGCCUGCGGGACCUCAACGCGAACACACAGUGAGCGCGCUGGCUCCUCGCCUAUAAACUGAGUUCGCCCCGAGCGGGCAGGUUCGGUCGGUCGGUGUGAAUACGUCCACGAUGCCGAAGCGUGUGCCGUGUGAUUUGACUGUGUGAAUGUUCCAUACUCGUGAGCUCUCCUCGGACUUGGAUGUGUAUACCAUAGUGGAAAUGUACGAAAUGUAUUUAUGUAAAAUGUAACUGAUAGAGUUAGUGAAUAUUACGGAGGCUACGUCUGGCGACGAUUUGCUUAAAGCGAUACUAACUGUAGUAUAGGUUUCGGCUGUACGUAAUGGUCUCUUCCAGUUAACGUGCUUUAAAUUAGUAUACUACAAUGUACGAUUUAUUUAUAUUAUCUCUUUUUCGGAGGUCGCUGAUUGUAGCUAUAGUAUUUGUCGUACGGAGAUAAAAUAACUUUUGUAGUUGCUGUUUAAAUAAAUAUUAUUAUGUAAA